Molecule: messenger RNA, 1044 nt
Organism: Dictyostelium discoideum AX4
Lineage: Eukaryota; Evosea; Eumycetozoa; Dictyosteliales; Dictyosteliaceae
Exons: 1
Coding region: 1-1044 (347 amino acids)
Source: RefSeq, a predicted model, not a curated record
AUGAAUCGUUCAAAAAAUUUAAUUAAAGUUUUAAAUAAUGUCAUCAUAAAUAAUAAUGGAAAUAAAAACCUUAGUUUUCCAUUAUCCUAUAUCUCUACAAAUGUAUCAUUUCAAUCAAACAAUACAGGUAUAUCAAAAAGAAAUUAUUUUACAAAUAAUAAAAUCAUAUUUUCUCAAUCAUCAAAUAAAAAUGAAUCAGUAAAUGAGCAAAAACAAGAGUCAGAACAAUCACCAAAAAUUGAAGAAACUACACAACAACCACAAGAACCACUAAAAACUGAGGAAACUAUACAACUAAAAACUGAAGAUAAUACACAACCAAAAACUGAAGAAGCCACACAACAACAAACAUCACAAGAAUCACCAAAAACUGAAGAUAAUACACAACCAAAAACUGAAGAUAAUACACAACCAAAAACUGAAGAUAAUACACAACCAAAAACUGAAGAACAAUCAAAAACUGAAAAUAAUGAACAACAGCAACAACAACAACAACAAACAGAAGAAAAACCAAAAACAUUAAAAGAGAAAAUAAUAUCAAAAUUAAAAUGGGGAACAAUUAUUGGUAGUAUAACAGGUAGUAUAUUCUUUUUAUUCUAUGAAUCAUAUCUUAGAGGUACUUUACCAUAUAGAAUGACAAUGAAAUUGGUUGAUAAUGAUGUUGAUGUAUUAAGAGCAUUUGGUGGUCAUAUCACAGGUAUUAAAUGGUAUAAAUGUUUUUUAAAUCCAAUUUUUGGUUGGGUUCAAAAUGAAGAAGGUGGUUAUAAUAGUUGGACUGUACUUAGAAUUCCAAUCACUCGUUUCAUUGCACCACCACCACCAGCUCCAAAGGAUGGUCAACCACCAAUUGAACCAAUCGUUUUACCAGAGGAUGAACUUUUCAAAGGUUAUGAUGGUGGCGUUCAAGAAGGUAUUAUCUAUGCUCGUUUAGAUAAAAAUAGUGCAAACUUUUUCGAUUGGCGUUUCGAGGAUCUUCAAAUUCAUUGUGAUAAUCUACAAGUUAUUAAAAUAGUUGACUCUGAAAAAAAUAAAGUUAAAGUAUAA